Messenger RNA from Thrips palmi, 4607 nucleotides. Its product is annotated as zinc finger and SCAN domain-containing protein 31-like. Gene Ontology annotation, biological process: regulation of transcription by RNA polymerase II. The coding region runs from base 375 to 2159 and encodes 594 amino acids. Gene Ontology annotation, molecular function: zinc ion binding; DNA-binding transcription factor activity; RNA polymerase II cis-regulatory region sequence-specific DNA binding. The record is from RefSeq and is a predicted model, not a curated record. Lineage: Eukaryota; Metazoa; Arthropoda; Insecta; Thysanoptera; Thripidae. Gene Ontology annotation, cellular component: nucleus. The transcript is spliced from 7 exons.
GCAUUUCUACAAGGCGGAGAGGUUGCGGUUCGUUGCGGCUGCGGGCGUUAGCGGUGGAUGGAGUGGUGUGGAUUUGGCUUUAUGCUGCGCCUAGGUGUUUUGUCUGGCAAAAACAUAAGUUUGCAGUGGAACCGGCCGUAGACUUGAAGAAUUCGCACCCUCGGAGACAUAUCGCUUCACAAAAUUUGCGCCCUCUGUGUCUAGAGUGCCUGAAAGCGUCGCAAGUGGUGAGACAACGGACAAUGAUGAAUACUCACGCCUAGCAGACUGUGUUUUUCUUUCGUCUAUACUCCUCUCUGUGCGCACGCUUGGCGCACAUUGAGCUCUUUCACCGCGUCUAGUGGGUAGUCUGCUCUUGUAUUGCCUUGCAGGCGAUGGAACCAGCCGUCGUUAUGAACACGAAUAUGAGAGAUAUUUGCCGCCUAUGUCUCUCGGAGGAGGGGGUUGGGGUGCCCAUAUUUGGCGGGGAAGAUGAUUCAACAGAGGGAGGUACAUCUCUGUCGACUAGGAUUAUGACGUGCGCCUCUCUUGAGGUUCAUGCAGGAGAUGGUCUGCCUCCUCUUAUUUGCCUUCGUUGCCAAUAUCAAGUGGACCAGGCAUAUAAGUUUAGAGUUCAGUGUCAGCGCUCUGAUGCCACUUUGCGCAGGCAUUUUAACUUGAAGCCAUCAGAUCAUCAACAUUCUGAGUCACUGCUAGAGCAGCAGCAGCAGCUUGAUCAACAAAUCCAGCCCCCUCUUAUAUCUCAUUCUCAGCGACUGCGUGGAAAGCGGACUGCUUCAGUCCGUGCGAAUCCCCCAGCAGAAGUGGAAAUGUUAAAUGUCGAACCAGAACAUGGCAGCAGGCCUGCCCCUCGUGAAAUGGUUGCCGAGGAAACCAGUUCAUCUUCUCAUUUAUCUCCAGGAACAGAGCAUCCUGUUGUCCUCGUUGCUAAAGAGCAUCAUGUAGCGAACUUUUUGACCAAGCGGCCUAAUUGGCCUGAAUCUCAAGAACCCGAAGUUACACCCACAGCUGGAGCAGCUGUGGCAUAUCAACAAGUUAAUCUUAUGAAGCAGGAGGCCACUGAAGCAGAUGCAGACGAAGAUCGUGCAUCUAAAAACAAGCAGUUCAAUCCAAGUCAAGGAUCUAGUUCCAGAGAGGAACACCUUCUCAAUGAACUUAAUAGUCUUGGUGCCACUGCUUUGUCGAAACCACCCAACAACUGCUUAGCUUCUGCUAUGUAUAAUCUGAAAGCUCUAACAGGAGAGCAUCCGUUCUCCUGUGAUGUUUGUGGCCGCUCCUUUGUUCAAAAUCAUAGUCUUACCAGACACAUGCGCACUCACACAGGUGAGCGUCCUUAUCCAUGCUCUACUUGUGGAAAAGCUUUCAUUCAAAAUCAUAGUUUGACAAGGCAUAUGCGAACACACACUGGAGAGAGGCCCUUCUCAUGUACAACUUGUGGCCGUGGCUUCGCUGAGCACCACAAGCUGAAGAGCCAUGUAAAGGUCCACACUGGUGAGCGCCCAUACUCAUGUGAAACUUGUGGUAAAACGUUCAUAGAACGUCAUACUUUGCUUGAUCACAUGAAGCUUCAUACUGGAGAGCGCAAUUAUUCUUGUGCCAUUUGUGGCAAAUCGUUUAUGGAGCGCCACAAACUCAAGAGACAUCUGCGAUCUCACACAGGAGAGCGACCCUAUUCUUGCGGCACCUGUGGCAAGUCUUUCGUUCAAAGUCAUAAUUUGACUCAGCACAUGCGAAUACAUACAGGUGAGCAACCAUACCCUUGUUCAACAUGUGGCAAAAUGUUUGGUGAACGCCACAAGUUAGAGAGGCAUCUUCGAUCUCAUGCUAAGAAUGGUCCUUAUGCUUGCCCUCAAUGUGGUAAACGCUUUGUUCAGAGUCAUCGUCUCGCAAGACACGUGAGACUACAUACUACUGAAGCUCAGGGUAACCAUAACCAGCAACCAGGACCUCCAAUUGUUCAACCAUCACAGCUGCCAACAUCUACGAAUUCACAGCAACCAGCCCAAGAUGAUGCGAUUCGCACCCACCUGCAGCAUCCUCCUGAAGGGCACUCCCCUCCGCCCCAGCAACCAGUACCUAUUCAAGCAUUGUUACACCAUCCCCUUGUUUUACCCAUUCCUCUUCCAGUUCGUUCACAUUUUAUGAAAGACAUGACAUGACCCGAAGUAAGUCAUGAUGCAUUUUUAUAUACAUAGUUGUAUAUUAUUUAUAUCUUGUAGAGUUUUCAUAUGUUUUUUUUUUUUCUGAACACACUAUAUUUGUUAUCGGCCCUUAUUAUAUUUGCACUAGAUUUAUGACUCUAAAACCAGCACACUGCCUUCAGAAAGGAAGAAUUGUGGAAGGCAACAAAUAAAAGCAAAAAGUCCCAUGUAGAACAAUUCCGACCUUUAUUUUUCUGUUUCUGUUGGUAUGACUGUUCAUUUGUGGUUUGUGAUGUAGCUAAUUAAGUUUCAUUCAUGAAGGGAACUUAUGUUACAUUCCUUCUACUGUUUUCUCUUUAUUUUUUUCUCUCUCUCUCUCUCUCUCUCUUUUUUCUGAUUGUCUAAAAGAACUUCUGAUAGCCGCCAGGUGUAUUUAGUCUACUUCCAGGAAACAGUCUUAAUUUUUUGCACCUUAACAUGGGUUGUAAAUUUGAGACAUGCCACAGAUGCCAUUUUGCCCUUUAAAUCUAGUCUUGAAACAAAACCCUGCAGUUCGAUCCAUAUUUUUGUUUGUAUCUUUAUGCACGUUUUUGUUUUGCUUUUGCACAUCCGUCCAAUGAUAAUUCCCUUAGGGUGAUCAUCUCCCUACGGUAGCACCCUCAUCCUAUCAUUGUUGUAAGGUUUGAUUCUUAUGGUAUGAGAAUGAAGACUUGGUGGUUUCAAUGUUUUGACCUGGAGUUCUUCUCCAUGCACUGAAGUGCUGUUGUAGGAAUUAAGAUACUAUUAUGUUAUUUUUUUUUUCUUUAAUGUACAGUGUACUGUUUCACAUUUUGUAUAUUGGCAAGUUUCUGAGAGAAAAGUAGUUUAUUAUAAUCUUAUCAUAAUUCAAAGUACAAAAGAGAUUGAUCUAUGAUUUUAUGGAGAUGGUGCCUUACACAGUAUUUGUGUGAAUAAGAUUGUUUCCAGAGAAGCUUUACUUCACUAACAUUUGACAAAAAAAUUUCGGGUUUGUUUGAUACAUUUGUACUAAAAAUCUUUUUCGCAAAUUUUUCUUUAUCUCUCCCUCUCUCUUUCUUGAGAAACUAAUACACUGUGAAGACAAAUUUCAGGGUUGACUUAGAAUUAAGUGCAAUAAUUUCUAAUCUGUUUAGUUGUAUGCAUAAAUUUAAUAUGGUUAACUAGAAAGUAUCUAAUUCUAAAGCCUUUUUUUAAUUUUAUGAGGAACAUCCUAGAACCAAUUAGUGGGAUGCAUUCUGCCUCAUUCAAUCCAAAGAGCUGCAAAUCAUAGUUAGGCGCUGCAAAAGUUUUAGACUGUUUGAUACUUUUUUGAAAAAUUUGUUUUCUUAAUUCUUGUGCUGUCUGUUAUCAUGUGGUUUUUGCGUUCUUGUUUUAAACCUCCCAAUGAUUCUCGAAACUGAAUCAUGGUCUUUUUUGGUAUGCACAUAUAUUUAUAAAAAUACAUACAGGUGUAUGUAUAUAUAAAAAUAUAUAUACAUAUAUUGAUAUUUAUAUGGAGUUGUUUUCUUUGUUUUCUUGGGCUUCAUCAGAUGCCUCAAGAAAAAGAAAAUGAGCUGUGAUGGAGUCAUUUCACUAGUUCCAUUAUUAGGCAUUAAUUGCCUUCCAUAUUGUAAUCAGUUGAAUAAGCCUCUAUUCUCACGUUCUUGCUUGCUUUGCCUAGAUUGAAAGUCAUAUUAACACUAUUGGUUAUGUAUACCUCUUCAUCUGCCCUGUGGUUCAGUCAAAAGCUGGGUGUAUGAAACUUGGUUGUUUUAUUUAGGAUCUGUGGAGACAGCAUUUUCUUUUUAACUUAAUUUCUAAGCAAAGGGCAUGCUACAACAGCAAUCAUGAAAUUUCAAAUUUUUUGUCAAAUUGUAAGCCAAUGAUUCAAGCUAGUGUUAAGAGAAAAAAAACAACCAUUCAUUAUUAUUUGUGAUUGGGUUUGUUUCUUUUUCAUCUGACAGUUGUUCAGCUAACAUUGAUGUUGUUUCCUAGUAUGUUGCGUUUUUUACAUGGAUUGCAUCUAAUUUAGUGCAAAAUCAAUGAUUCACAUUGCUUUGUGCUUUACUGCAUCUUGGUAGCAGGAUUUGUUUUGCCAACAACAAAUACAUCAGUUCUCUUGAAGGGCUGAGCUUUUUAUUUGUUCUGCAUUAGCUUUUGUAAUCCACUUAAAAUGAAUCAUAUGACUGAACAGUUGAUUCCAAUUCCUACAUACUUCAAUGGUGAAAGUAACAGUUGUGUGGUUUAUCUUUUUCUGAUCAUCUGCAUAAGUGUAAAUCUGGCUUUCAAUUACGCUUCCUCUCUGGGGCUCCUGUAGUUAACUGUUUAGGGGUUUGUUGUAAAUGUCUCUGCAAUUCCAGAAUUUUGUAUUUUGUCCGCAAAAGUUUUUGUGUUGAGGUAUAUUUGGUAUGCAUUUGAAGGUGUGUAUCCUAAGUAUAUCAAUCUAAUACAAAGAUUACAGACUGCUAA